AUGGCUGCAGAUCUCGAAAGAGAGUGUACGGAUAUGCCGCAGUUGGAUGCGGCCUUUUUCCUCGAAACCUACUGGCAGUACAUCUCGGUGGUAGCCAUCGAUCACGUCAAGGAUACGUCUACAGCACCUAUUCGAAAUGCACACGGCUUUUCGCCGAAUCAUGAGAGAAGGUCAACUGAGAGGGUCCCGAAUUUGAAGACCAAGGGCACUAUGAAACAUGACCCUUCAGCAGCCAUUCCGCACAAAGACGUGUUGGAAAAGGUUGUGGCCGACGCGCUACCAUCAGUUCUUUACGUCGACUUGCUGCCCCAUCGGACAUUCCUGGCCUCAACUUCAGCGUUCGCCUCCUUCAUCGAUGCUCUACGUGGUCUCGUAUAUCCAACUUCCUUCUCCGAGGCCACGAGAUUCGUCAAGGCGACCGUUCUAUCAGCCGAGAAGAGUGAAGACAGGCUGCUAGCGUCGGAGGGCCAACACGAGCUAGCUAUCCUGUCGGAGAUACAAUCAUGCCUCCCACAACGCAACAAUCUGAUCUCUUUCUCCAUGAAUUCAUGUGAAACUCGAAUUACAGCGCUGAACAGCGCGAAAUUAGCAAUCGAGGCCAGUACUGCUUCUGAGUGGGACUGGUGGCUGUUGCAGCCUCCGAGACAUCCCGGAGACGCCGCCAGAGACGAAUUGUCGUGGAAAUGUUCAUGUGGCACCAAAAGGCGCGAAUCAACCCUGCCAUAUUAUGCGAAUGAGCUGAAGCGCAUUUUCGACAAUUUUCCCCUGUCUCCUGGUGGUAGUAGUGGGCAUAUCAUCAAGCCAGAGCCCGAGACAUUCAUGCCCGGCGAGCUGAAAUUCGAGCUUCCCGCUGAUCACGACGAUGAGUAUCACUGCCGACCAAGGCCCACACACGCGGCUCCGAUCACCAAACACAUGUUCAGACACUACUUCUACGGCUGUUACGACAGCGGCACUCUGAGGCAUCGCCUUCACGCCUGGAUGCCCCUGGCGCCCACAUGUCGGAUCCGCAACCCAGCCGCGGAGCUGCUGGGAUUCGUCCCGAAGAGGGACAGGCCGGCCGCGGCCACAACUCGGUCGGACAAGGUCGAGGUGUGCUACGGCCUCGUGGCGCGGGAGUGCAGGUCCUUCUUCCGCGUCGUGCUGUACCUGUGCCUUAUCAUGGCGCCAUCGGUCUGGUUCGUGUUUGCCUGGCUCUUUGUGUGGGGUGUGGUGGCCGAGAUUAAUCUUGCGCGCAUUGGAAAGGUGGUGGAGGUCAUCGUCUACGCCUCGUAG
Diaporthe citri is the source of this 1275-nucleotide messenger RNA. RefSeq lists its product as uncharacterized. The transcript is spliced from 4 exons. Bases 1 to 1275 code for a protein of 424 amino acids. The record is from RefSeq and is a predicted model, not a curated record. NCBI's taxonomy places the organism in Eukaryota, Fungi, Ascomycota, Sordariomycetes, Diaporthales, Diaporthaceae.